Molecule: messenger RNA, 852 nt
Organism: Auanema sp. JU1783
Lineage: Eukaryota; Metazoa; Nematoda; Chromadorea; Rhabditida; Rhabditidae
Source: the annotation of a GenBank genome assembly
AUGUUAUAUCUAGCCUUUGUAUUCUUCAUUUCUUGUUUAGCUGAAUACAAUCCGUGCCCUUCACCAGACUAUGAUGUUUAUAGUACUCAAUAUCGUAGAUGCUACCGCUCUAUUACUUUUCCUCGAACAUUCGAUGCGUCCAGAGAUCAUUGUUUGAGCUUGGGAAUGUUCCUAGAAGAAAAUCCGAAUUCACCUGACCGUCGCUUCAUCAGUGGAAUGAUGAAAAGUGAAUUCGGAUUGAAAUAUCAGUAUUGGCUACGAAAGGAACUAUCUAGGAAUGGACAAGAAAUUAUUUGUAAGACAUUGACAGCCAAAUACCCUGUGAGCUUUUCUUGCCAGAACUAUCUUCCUUCUGUUUGUGUGAGACAGUUAGAUGACCUCCACCAAACACUGGACAUGAUCGAAUUAAAUGAAACGAUGGUUCUUCCAGAUCUUCUAUCAUCUAGUAGUAAUUAUACUGAUAUAGUUAUGGUUAUCUUAUCAAAUGAUAUACCACUCCUAAAGAAAGAACCAAAAACCAUUCCCAAAUGCACUAAUGAUGAAUGGAGAUUAUUUGAGAAAAGUUGUUACAAGAUGUUUCGCUUGAGAGAAGGGCAGACUGAAAAGGAUGCUAUGACUGUUUGUGAGAGCCUCAAUUCAACUAUCGUCAAAUCUACUUCGGCUAAAGAGAAGCAAUUUCUUGAUAGUUUACCGGUCUCAGAACAAACCAACAAGAACCGUCGUCUAAGGUUACGUGAAGUUAAAGAAUGUAGUUACUCUCAGCGUACGGACGGUGUGUUCGUCCCACCAUUACACGAUUUGAAUUGUCUUUCGCUGGAACAAUACUUCUAUUGUAAACUUGAUUCAUCAUGA